Molecule: messenger RNA, 2653 nt
Organism: Melitaea cinxia (Glanville fritillary)
Lineage: Eukaryota; Metazoa; Arthropoda; Insecta; Lepidoptera; Nymphalidae
Gene: Lrt
Exons: 16
Coding region: 1-2577 (858 amino acids)
Molecular function (GO): protein binding
Source: RefSeq, a predicted model, not a curated record
AUGUGGCUAAUGGGCGCGCUGUCAAUACUGUGCGCGGUGUCAAACGCAGCGUCGGAGUGGCACUGUCCGGAACUGAGUGCGCGGCCCUCCGCAGAAUGCUCCUGUGACCUACCGCACACGCUGCGCUGCGCUGGCGAUCACACAGCUUUACAGAUAAUCGGCCGUCAUCUUCGCGAACAAAGAGCAAGGAACAAGAACAGUGCCGUGUCUUUACUGGACUGUGCCCUCCGGGGCGUGACGUCACUAUCAUCGGCGUCAAUAGCUGAACUGUCAGGUGUCGGUCUUCACGGACUAGUCAUAUCAUCUGGUGAUAUCAAGCGGGUGCAGCAAGGCGCGUUUAGUAGUAUGUCUGCAACGCUACUUGCUUUAGGUCUACCCAAUAAUCAAUUACCUUCAGUGCCUACUGAGGCGUUGACUUACUUAACCUAUUUGGAUCGUCUCGAUCUUUCUAAUAAUAAAAUACAUAUUUUGGAUUCGAAUUCGUUCAAGGGUAUCCGAAACCUAACCUACCUGGACAUGAGCGACAAUCAGCUAACGAGCAUAUCGCCGGGAGCUUUCGAGCCCCUAUCAAAGCUAUCUGUUUUGCGGCUCAGGGGCAACUUACUGAAAGUGUCGGCUCUGAACGCUUUGAAGGAGGCGCAUAUACUAAAGGAACUCGAUGUAUCGAGUAACGCUCUCGAAGGGCCGGUCGGACCAUCCACAGUUCCCGCUCUCAGCUUUUUGGAAACCCUACACUUGUCUGAUAAUACCUUUGCGAGUAUUCGACGAGGAGCUUUAGCAGGUCUCACAAACCUCACGCAUUUAAAUCUUCACAACAAUCAAAUCGACGUAUUAGAAGACUACGCCUUUAAGCAUCUCACAAAUCUGACGCACCUGGAUUUAUCUCAUAACGAGAUUGUGGCCGUUUCAGGAGCAUCAUUAGCGCAACUAUUAAACUUGGCGCAUUUGGAUCUCUCGCAUAACUUUCUGCGGUCUCUCUCAGCUGAACCUCUGAAGGCUCUCAAUCAUCUCACUGAUCUUCUCCUACAUGACAACGAUAUAUCGAUGAUUGAAGAUGGAGCCCUUGUACAGCACAAGGACUUGCGUCGGUUUGCUAUUGAAGAUAAUCCACUUAAUUGCGAUUGCUUAAUGGCUGGCUUUGCGAGGUGGUUGCGGGAGGCAAAAAACCUGCCUCAAUCAGAUAAAUCAGCAGCCGUUUGUGCCACGCCACCUCAUUUAGAGGGAGCAUUAAUUUCUCGACUAUCGAAAAACAAACUCUGCGACGACGAACAUGUUGAUACCAAAGUAAUUGAUGAAGUUAAUUAUGAUUACAACAAAGUUAUUGAGAACACUAUCGACGACGAUAAGGUCGAACCUAUCGAUGAUUUAUAUGGAGAUAAGACUGACGGUUUAGAUGAUGAAAUAUAUGAUGAAGAAUUGGAAGUACCAGCUGAAGAAGAUUUACCUAUUUCGAAAUCAAAGGUCCGGUUGGUAGAUUCCUGGUAUGAUGACGAGGAAGUACAUUUGUCAUGGAGUUUGGAACCACCUUCAACUCAUCGGUACAGGUGUACUGGUGUGACUGCAUCUAAAAGUGGUGGUCUACCUAAGCACGUAGCCUGCCAUAGAGCAAGUCCUUCAAAUAUUAUUUUGAGAGGUUUAAAAAUUGACCCCAUAGAAAAAUACACAUUCUGCAUCGCAUUAGAGGAGAUGGACAGUAAAGAUGUUCCCAUGGCUCUAGUUUUAGGUUGUGGGCCACCACAGCUUGUGAGACAACGAGCUGACUAUAUGACUGUCAGACCUUCGCCGGCUACAGUUCCUGAUCGAGAAUUUUUGAGAGUCUCUGAAGUUAGAUCAAACGUAACCAGCGCAGGUCUUCUGACGGUCUUGGUUUCAGUUAUGGGAUAUCCGUCUUCAAAACCGCUGUACGUUUUACCAAGAUCCCAAAGAGUAUCAACGACGGACACUCGAUUUCCAACGUUACAUAAUUGUUAUGUAGUUUUAGCAGUUCUGUCCAGAGGAUCUUUAGUAGCACAAAAAGACACUCCAUGUAAGGAAACGUUAGAAAUAUCUAUGGAAGGCUUUAUCCGUGGUCCUUACGAGUGCAAAGUGUUCACGCGAUGUCAGCUAACUCGCGAACUGAUGAAAAACAAUUUUCCGAAGACUUUCCUUAGUAACUGGGUAUGUUUAGUGGAACAAGAGAGUGACAAGAACACUUCUGUUCAUACAGUGAAGACGCCGAGGAAGCAAUAUUACGGCUUGUUCCAAAUAGGAAGCGAAUGGUGUAAGGAAGGCCGUAAAGGCGGUAAAUGUAACAUAGCAUGUGAAUCUCUAUUGGAUGAUGAUAUAAGAGAUGACUGCGUCUGCGCAUCACAAGUCUUUGAGGAAGAGGGCUUCAAGUACUGGUCAAAAUGGGAGGCCAGGUGCAAAGGACAAAGACUACCAGAUAUUCAAAAGUGUCCAGACUGGCAAUAUCCUCCUCCUGACAGACGAGCGUCUCCUGACAGAUUUAAGAGAUCGGCAACUAGGGAUAGGAGGUCCACGGUUAGAUUAACGGCGGAUCCCUACCAAAUAAUCUUUAAAACAGAGAGGGCGGGGUGAAUAGAACCGUACUAGCUUUUGUUGUAUAAGUGAUAAGUGUGGGUAAAAUGUUAAGUUUAGUAAAUAUUUACAAAAA